Chanos chanos (milkfish) is the source of this 1776-nucleotide messenger RNA. RefSeq names its product natural resistance-associated macrophage protein 2-like. NCBI's taxonomy places the organism in Eukaryota, Metazoa, Chordata, Actinopteri, Gonorynchiformes, Chanidae. Gene Ontology annotation, biological process: manganese ion transport; iron ion transmembrane transport. The coding region runs from base 1 to 1776 and encodes 591 amino acids. Gene Ontology annotation, cellular component: lysosomal membrane; endosome membrane; plasma membrane. The record is from RefSeq and is a predicted model, not a curated record. The transcript has 16 exons. Gene Ontology annotation, molecular function: iron ion transmembrane transporter activity; manganese ion transmembrane transporter activity; cadmium ion transmembrane transporter activity.
AUGGCCAAGCAAAGGGGUACCGUGGACGAACGCUCCAGACUCCUGGAUUCCCCACAGAGCAACAAAGUCAUCCCGUCAGCCAACGCUCACUAUGACCCCAAACUUUCACCCGGUCCUCAGGAGGAUCCCUUCUCCACCUACUUGGCUGAUAGUGUUCCUAUUCCCGAAGAUGACAAUCAGAUAUUCAGCUUUCGCAAGCUGUGGGCCUUUACAGGGCCUGGCUUCCUAAUGAGUAUUGCCUAUUUGGACCCUGGAAAUAUUGAAUCAGACCUUCAGGCUGGAGCUGUUGCUGGAUUUAAGCUCCUAUGGGUCCUGCUGUGGUCCACCAUACUCGGCCUCCUUCUGCAGCGACUGGCUGCCCGACUUGGUGUUGUCACAGGGAUGCAGUUAGCAGAGGUCUGCCAUCAGCAGUAUCCUAGAGUGCCUCGUAUCAUUCUGUGGCUUAUGGUGGAAGUGGCCAUCAUCGGCUCAGAUAUCCAGGAGGUCAUUGGUUGUGCCAUCUCCUUCAGUCUGCUGUCUGCUGGCAGGAUUCCUCUGUGGGGAGGUGUUCUAAUCACCAUCAGUGACACAUUUUUAUUCUUCUUUCUGGAGAAAUUUAAUUUGAGGAAACUCGAAGCUUUCUUUGGGCUCCUUAUCACCAUUAUGGCUGUCACGUUUGGGUAUGAGUACGUACUGGUGGCCCCAAAUCAGGGGGAGGUCCUAAAGGGUUUGUUUGUGACGUACUGCCCAGGUUGUGGGUCUGCAGAGCUGUUACAAGCCGUGGGAAUCAUUGGCGCCAUCAUAAUGCCCCACAACAUCUAUUUACACUCUGCUCUCGUAAAGUCCCGUCAGAUAGAUCGUGCUAACAAGAAGGAGGUGAGCGAAGCCAACAAAUAUUUCUUCAUAGAGUCCGGCAUUGCGCUUUUUGUCUCCCUCAUCAUCAACAUCUUUGUGAUAGCUGUUUUUGCCGAGGCCUUCUAUGACAAGACCAAUAUGGAAGUGAAUGAAAAGUGUAAUUCAACCGGGAGUGCACAUACAGACCUCUUUCCACUCAACAACGAGACGCUUGACGGAGUUGUUCUGGGCUGUUACUUUGGUCCUGCUGCCCUGUAUAUCUGGGCCAUAGGAAUUCUUGCAGCUGGCCAGAGCUCUACCAUGACUGGGACUUACUCUGGCCAGUACGUCGUGGAAGGUUUUUUUAAUCUCAGGUGUUCCCGUUUUAUUCGGGUGUUUGUUACUCGCUUAAUUGCCAUUGUACCCACUUUGUCCGUGGCUUUUUUUAAGGAUGUACAACACCUGACAGGCAUGAACGACUUUCUCAAUGCGCUACAGAGUGUGCAGUUGCCAUUUGCCCUGAUUCCAGUCCUCACUUUCACCAGCCAGACUUCUCUAAUGAAUGACUUUGCUAACGGCAUAGUAUGGAAAAUCCUUGGAGCGCUGUUCAUUAUAGCAAUCUGUGGCAUAAACGUUUAUUUCGUGGUUGCGUACAUGAUGUCCCUGAACAACGUGUGGGCCUACAUCUUUAUUGCUUACUUUGGCUGCAGCCUGGUCUUUGCCGCCUACCUGGUUCUUGCUGUGAUGGUGGAGGAGCCCAUCCUCAAAGCAAUACAGGCCUCUGUGGCUAUAGGCCUUGAGGCUGAUGAGAGCACAAACGCUGCCAUCAACAGGCAGCUGGAUCUACAUGUCAGAUACAUGGACCAAGAAGGGAAACUGUGGCGCAUGUUCCUAGACCCUGUCAUGGUGCGAGAUGGGACUGCAAACACUAUAGUGGCUGCAGUCAAGGGGGUGCUCCAGUAA